GUGUUAAGCUCGCCUGUUGUUUUUUAAGUGAAUCAGGUGUAUAACUGAUUAGAUAAACACAACUCUUCUUCCUCUUAAAAUACAACCCAACACGUCCUCUUCUAUUUAAGUUCAAACAACAAAAGAAGAGGUGUGGCCACGGCUGGGACCAAAAUGGCAAUAACAGGGCGGCAGUUUCACACUUUGCUCUGAUUCAUCUUGCUUAAACCUUAGCUAACUAGCUAGCUCAACGAGGAAGUACCACAGAGAAGGAAAUCUCCGGGACAGUUGAAUAUGGCCGAAACUGAUCAACACGAAGGAGCGCAGGACAUUGAGAGGAAAAUUGAAGAGACAAGACAGAGAUUUAAGAAUGAGUUCCUCCAAGAUUCCACUGAAAAAUAUGACUCCAGAGAUGUGGAAAGGCUUCAAAGCGAUGAUGCUCUGGUGGAAGGCUACCUGACAUGGAGACUUUAUGUUGUUGAUGAUGCCUUGAAAAUGAUUGAUGAAAGUCUUCAAUGGAGAAAAGAGUUUGGCCUGAAUGAUCUCACUGAGAGCAUAAUUCCCAGAUGGAUGUUUGAGACUGGUGCAGUCUACCUCCACGGCUAUGACAAAGAGGGCAACAAGCUCUUCUGGUUCAGAGUAAAGCUACAUGUCAAAGAUCCAAAAACAGUGUUGGACAAGAAGAAGUAUAUUGCCUUCUGGCUGGAGCGGUAUGCAAAGAAAGAGCCUGGGAUGCCACUCACUGUUGUGUUUGAUAUGACAGACUCUGGCAUCGGCAAUAUAGACAUGGAGUUUGUGAAGUACGUUAUCAGUUGCUUCAAAGUAUAUUAUCCAAAGUUUCUAUCAAAAAUGAUCAUAGUGGAUAUGCCAUGGAUCAUGAAUGCUGCGUGGAAGAUUGUGAAGUCGUGGUUGGGUCCUGAGGCAAUCAGCAAGCUCAAGUUUGCAUCCAAAUCUGAGAUCCAUACGUUCAUAGACCCUGAGUACCUGCCAUCUCACAUGGGUGGAACGGAUCCCUUCAAGUACAGCUACCCACCUCUUCCUGAUGACGACUUUCAAACGCCCAUCAAUGACAACGGGCCUAUUGUCAGUGAGGACGAGACGGAGAGCAAAGAGGGUGAAAUGGAGGGCAAAGACGCACUUGAGUCCAGCUUCAACUCUGAGGUUGCAGUAAAGCCCAAAAAGGUGAACUUCCUGGAAGACAGUUUGAGGGCAGAAGACAAUGACAAAGGAGACACAAGCGCUAGGACCAAAGGAGCCAGGAAGCCACUGACCACCUUCAAAGGCCCUCUGCUAGAUGUUAGCCCUGCAGAGGAGCUCAGCUUUGGUUCUGGGGAGACAGAGAAAAAAAGCCUCAUUGUUCUCAGCAAUGUGACCAAAAAUCAAGUGGCUUUCAAGGUACGGACCACAGCACCUGAGAAGUACAGAGUGAAGCCCAGCAGCAGCUGCUGUGAACCGGGAGCGUCGGUAGAUAUAGUGGUGUCCUUACAUGGAGGUUCUCAAGCCUCUCCGCAGGACAGAUUUUUGGUUAUGGCUGCCGAGAUGGACAACGCUGGAUCACAAGAACUUGCACAGUUCUGGAAAGAAGUACCAAAAGCUAAGGUCAUGGAACACAGAUUGCGCUGUCAUGUUCUGGAGAGCGCUAAACCCACAGUGAGUCCACUUAAGGACAGCCUUGGGGAGAUGGGGACAAACGGGCAGCAGGAAUUAAACACAGUGCUCAUGCGAAUGAUGGCCUGCAACUCCCGGCUGGAGCGGAAGCUGGAUACGUGUCUGUGGGUGCAGAAGGUUCUUAUCGGGCUUGUGCUGGUCCUCGUGAUUCUGAAUCUGCUGUCUCUCUUCCUGCUGGGCAGUUCCCAGCGGCCAUCCUGACCUGCCAGAGCUUCCUCCGCCCACGUCUGUCGACCACGGACACACAGACGGCUCCAGCGGGGCCUCAGUCGACCAUGUGAGGGACAGUCGUCCUGAACUCCCCACCCACCCCGCCCCUGCCUUCUCCCCACAGGCUGCUGUCAAGAAGGCGAGGAGGGACAAUUUUAGGGACAUGUGAGUUGUUGUGGAGUUACUAUAGAAAGAGCAAACGCUUGUCUCUUUUCAGGCACUUGAGAGUAAGUACAACAGAGAGACUUUUAACGAUGUGACAACAAAUUAAUAAUGUUAUUUUUUAAGAGUCAUCAUGGAAAAAUUGUGUAUUUAUUGCACAAGUUAGAUAUUUUUGUGAUCAUAAUGUACAUUUUUUAUAUUGUAUAAAUCAGCAUAAUAUUAAAUAAACUCUUUGGUCUAUUU
Molecule: messenger RNA, 2262 nt
Organism: Scatophagus argus
Lineage: Eukaryota; Metazoa; Chordata; Actinopteri; Scatophagidae
Gene: mospd2
Product: motile sperm domain containing 2
Exons: 15
Coding region: 274-1848 (524 amino acids)
Source: RefSeq, a predicted model, not a curated record